CGUGCUUUUUCCGUUAUUGUACUGCGGAAAAUGUUUGAGAUAAGUAAAAACGAAAAGUUAUCCGUAAUACGCACAGCAAUUGAUUUCGACAGGAUAUGGCCGUGAGCUCUUAACGUACAGAGAUUGCUAACAUCAGCUAGCUUGGCAACCAAUUUAAAAAGCAGCAUCUUCUCAAUCGGGUCAGAGAAGAAGGCAGCGCUUAAAAAAUGAUGAGUGAGUGGAGUCCCGUGGCAAAGGUUUACGACCCUCUCAAAGCGGGCAGCAUCGACGGCACAGAUGUGGAGCCCCACGACAAAGCCGUGUGGAGGGCCAUGAUGGCCCGUUACCAGCCUAACAAGGGGGUGACCGGUGACCCUCUCCUGACGCUGUUCGUGGCACGCCUCAAUCCGCAGACGUCCGAGGACAAGCUCCAGGAAGUCUUCUCCAAGUUUGGAGACAUCCGCAGGGUACGUCUGGUCCGGGACAUCGUGACGGGUUUCUCCAAGCGUUACGCUUUCAUCGAGUACAAGGAGGAGCGCUCGGUGAAGAGAGCCUGGAGAGACGCCAGCAAGCUGGUGGUGGACCAAUAUGAGCUCUUCGUGGACUUCGAACAAGAGCGCACGCUCCAAGGAUGGAUCCCGAGGCGACUCGGAGGAGGCCAGGGGGGGAAAAAGGAAUCGGGUCAGCUGAGGUUUGGAGGGAGGGAUAGACCUUUCCGGAAACCCAUCAAUCUGACGUCCAUGAUGCCCCAAAACAGAUCAGCGGAUAGAUGGGAUCCGUCGAGUGGGAGGGAGGAGAGACAAAGAGACCAAGAGCAAGAUAGGGAACACGGACGAUGGCGGGAGAGGAGAAGCGACUGGGAUCGAGGUAGUGAUAGAGGUUACCACAAAGAGAAAAGAGACUCGAGACACCAGCGCAACCGAAGCCGAGAGAGAGACUCCAGCAGAAGACAAAGAGAUUCUUACAGAGAUCGUGAAUGAAGCUUUGCACACUUUUCUUAUUCGGGACUUUUCUUUUUUUUUUUUUUUACCACUGAUGUGAAUUAUUCAUUUGAAAUAAAAGUUUAACUAAACAAGAAAAGCUUUCUAUUCACCAAAGAAACCUAAAAGUGGUUUCCACGGAAUCAGAAAUGUUUUUCUGAGCAGCAAAUAAGUAUAUUACUUAAGUAUAUGAUUUGUGAAGGAUCACGUCACACUGAAGACUGGAGAAAUGAUGCUGACAUUUCAGGAAUAAAUUACAUUUUAAAAUAUAUCCCAGUUAAAUGCAAUUAUUUUUAAAUGAUAACAUUUCGCAAUAUAAUAAUUUGAUCGAAUAAAAACCGCCUUGGAGAGAGAAGGAAACCUCUUUUGAACCCAACUUAUUUUUUUCC
Molecule: messenger RNA, 1348 nt
Organism: Puntigrus tetrazona (Sumatra barb)
Lineage: Eukaryota; Metazoa; Chordata; Actinopteri; Cypriniformes; Cyprinidae
Gene: snrnp35
Product: small nuclear ribonucleoprotein 35 (U11/U12)
Exons: 2
Coding region: 207-959 (250 amino acids)
Biological process (GO): mRNA splicing, via spliceosome
Cellular component (GO): U12-type spliceosomal complex; precatalytic spliceosome
Molecular function (GO): mRNA binding; snRNA binding
Source: RefSeq, a predicted model, not a curated record